AUGCUUCGUUUGGAGAAAAAAUGGAGAAGCCAACUACCUACACAAAGUGGAGGCUCAAAGAGAACCAAGGUUAGUGCAACUGGAGCAUACUCAUCAUCAUCAAAUCCAGAAACACCAUUGGCUGACAAAACUGGUGUGGACUCUCCCGUUUGCCCACAAGGAACAAAAAAGAGCAAGAGAAAAGGUAAUAAAAAAGCACAAAUGUCUGAAGAGCUUGGCAAAAGAAAAUCAUCAGUUAUUAAGAAAUUAUCUCUCAUGGAUGAUAUUAAGAAUGUUAGAGAAAAGGAACUAAUGAAUAAGAAAAAAGAAAGAGAAAUGGAUAUGCAAAUACUUAAUGUUGAUACAUCUACAAUGAGUGAAAAACGACGAGCGCUUCAUGAGAUUGCAUGUGAGAAAAUAAUCAAUAAGUAG
Molecule: messenger RNA, 411 nt
Organism: Arachis ipaensis
Lineage: Eukaryota; Viridiplantae; Streptophyta; Magnoliopsida; Fabales; Fabaceae
Source: RefSeq, a predicted model, not a curated record